CUCCCAUAAACAUAGAGGAAAAAUAAAAUCAUAAGUUGUGAGAAAAGCUGCACCUUUUUCAUGCAAUAUUUAAUGUUCUUAGUAGCUAUCUCAGAUCAACUAUGUGCGCAUUAAAGGACUUUCAGCACUGGGUUACUCACGUGAUUAAAAAAAAAACACAGUUCCUGACAGGUAACUUGAGCUGCAGGUUUUCCUCGAAAGGUAACGUUCUUAAUGUAGGCCUACAAUUAAGAACGCAACGAAACAGGUUAUUGACUAGUCAACAUUAUUAAAUCACAAUUCACUCAAAUCUACACCAAAAUGAAGAGUUUCUUUUUAUUUUCAUACGUUUUACUUUUGAAAGGUAAGUGUUUAAAGAGUUCAUGAGACUUUCUCUUUCACUUAGCUUGCUAAUGUUUGUUUGAGUUCAAGUUUAUGUAUGCUAUUUGUAAAUUCAAGUAAAGACGUGAUUAAUUAAAGUAGAAAUAAUUCACUUAUGCAUGUAACUUUUGUAAAGGUUUACUUUAGUUCUUAGCAGUCAUGUGCAAAUGUUCAACUUGAAUCUCUUUUGAGAAACAGGUGUGUUUGGUGCUUCAGAUGAAGAGAUGUCGGUGACGGAGGGAGAUUCUGUCACUCUACACACUGAUCUUACUGAAACACAGAAAGUUGAGCUGAUACGUUGGAGAUAUGGACCUGAUAGUGCUCCUAUAGCUCAACUCAACAGAGAGAUUAAUAAGAUCUCAUUUGAUGUUCUUGACGGGAGAUUCAGAGACAGACUGAAGCUGGACGAUCAAACUGGAUCUCUGACCAUCACAAACAUCACAAAUGAACACAGUGGACUCUAUGAACUACAGAUCAGCAGCAGAAACAAGGUUUCAUCUAAGAAAUUCAGUAUUGUUGUUUCUGGUGAGUCUCGUCUGCCUGUUCCUGUUAUCAGCAGAAACUGUUCUUCAUUAUCCUCAUCAUCAUCCUCAGAGCAGAAUUGUUCAUUGCUGUGUUCAGUGGUGAAUGUGAGUCAUGUGACUCUCUCCUGGUACAAAGGAAACAGUUUAUUGUCCAGCAUCAGUGUGUCUGAUCUCAGCAUCAGUCUCUCUCUACCUCUGGAGGUGGAAUAUCAGGAUAAAAACAGCUACAGCUGUGUGCUCAACAAUCCCAUCAGCAACCAGACUCAACAUCUGGACAUCACUCAGCUCUGUCACACAUGUUCAGUGGAUGGAUCGAGUUUAACCACAGGAGACGGCUUAUCUUUAGGUCACAUGGUGCUGAUCUGCGUUGUUGUAGUUGCUGUACUAGUCUUGGCUGUGGUUGGGAUGUUCAGUAUCUACUGGAAAUAUAGAAAAACAGAUCAACCGCGUAAGUUUACUCACAUUUAACCUGUUAAAUGUCACUCACAUUUUUGAACAUAGACUUGAAAGUGCAUGAUCCAAACCUAAAUUUUUAUAAUUCAUGACUGAAAACAUUUUGUGACAUGAUUUUGAUGUACCAUUUUCAUGAUAAUGCAAUGUUUGAAUUUAAAAUGGGUUUCAAAGGAUGAAUUUUGAGAUUUUAAGUUUUCAAGUGAUAUAUAAUUUCUGAGGAUUUCUAAAGUGUGAUAGAGAAAAAGGCAAUAAAGAAGACUUUCUUUUGACAAAGGUCAAAACUUCUGUUAUGAUGCAUGGUUUUUGAG
This is a messenger RNA of Carassius carassius (crucian carp), 1645 nucleotides long. RefSeq names its product SLAM family member 5-like. The record is from RefSeq and is a predicted model, not a curated record. Bases 585 to 1352 code for a protein of 255 amino acids. The transcript has 3 exons. Lineage: Eukaryota; Metazoa; Chordata; Actinopteri; Cypriniformes; Cyprinidae.